Adineta ricciae is the source of this 516-nucleotide messenger RNA. NCBI's taxonomy places the organism in Eukaryota, Metazoa, Rotifera, Eurotatoria, Adinetida, Adinetidae. The record is from the annotation of a GenBank genome assembly.
AUGGCGGAACAAAGUUUUGACAAAACGAGAAAACGAAACCAACUGGAUUUGAAAGAUGCUAGUGGUGUUCAUCACUUAUCACGCGAUAAAUAUGCAGCAAUUGCAGAUGAUACUUUGAAGAAAUUUCAAACUGGUUCAAGUAACACCCGCGGAAAUCAUCGGAAUGUCAAUUUACAACAGGAUCUUCGAUUUUCCAUUGAAAAUACAAUUGUUUAUACAGAAGAUGAUUUAAUAACAGAGACUUUAAUGAAAUCUUCAUCGUCACCAGUGUAUGAAAUUCGUCAUAGCACAACUUUACAAGCAGCUGAAUUAUUGGCAAGUGAAAUCGACGAUGAUAAUCGCAUCGGUAUAUUGAAUUUCGCAUCAGCAAAGAAUCCUGGCGGCGGUUUUCUCAAAGGUUCAAAUGCUCAAGAAGAAUCGAUAGCAAGAUCAUCAUCUCUCUAUCUCGCUCUGUCACAAGAUCGAAUCUUUCCUCAAUUUUACGGUUAUCAUCGACGAGAANACAGAUACUUCUGA